UCAUCUGUAAGAACUGGAUACGUGUCAUUUUCCUGUGUCAGUGACUCAAAGGCACUCUGGUUUUUCCUGGAAAGUUGUUGCAGGAAGAGAGACAGACGGUAAACAGAGGCGUGUGGAGCAAGGAAACUUGCUGAAGGUUUCAUCCAGCCCGCGAAUCAAAUCGCUUGCGAGGUGAAGGCGCAAACCAUUACGCUACAGGACGAUAAGCACUGAGCUGUGAACCUGUCGCUGUGUAGCCUCGAACAGAAACAGGCUGAAGCUGCUGGUGACGAUCUCCCCGCCUGCCGUCAGCCAUGGCCGACACCAUAUUUGGGAGCGGAGCAGACCAGUGGGUGUGCCCGAACGACAGGCAACUCGCCCUCCGAGCCAAGCUGCAGACGGGCUGGUCGGUGCACAGUAACGAGACGGACAGACAGAGACGGAAACAGAUGCUGAGCAAGACCGAGGUCGAGGUCAUUGUAGACGUCAUCAAACGGGCCGAGCAGCUGGACCUGGUGGAGCAGAAACGCGUGGGUCGGCUGGUGGAGCGUUUGGAGAACAUGAGGAAGAACGUGAUGGGGAACGGGCUGUCUCAGUGCCUGCUGUGCGGAGAGGUGCUGGGCUUCCUCGGCUCCUCGGCUGUUUUCUGUCAGGACUGCAGCAAGAAAGUCUGCACAAAGUGUGGGAUUGAAACUAUGGGGCACCAGCGGAGACCUCUAUGGCUCUGUAAGAUAUGCAGCGAGAGACGAGAGGUGUGGAAACGCUCUGGGGCCUGGUUCUAUAAGGUUUUGCCCAAGUACAUUCUGCCUCUGAAGAGCAGCACGAGAGUCAGCGAGCUCCUCCCUCGCCCCAUCCUGUCGGACAUCGACCACGGCAAGAGCAUCGUGGUCAGCCGCUCCUACAACUGGGCCAAAGGCCGAGUUGUGUCCAGCGAAAGCGAGAGCGAGUCUGAGGGCAGCCACUCCAGUCAGGACGAACAGACCUCAGCCGGCGGGCUCGGGGUGAAGAGCAACAAGACCGGACUACAAGGAGGGGAGACGGUUUCGGGGAGCGAGACCCCCGCCACGCCAGCCAGGGGGCCUCGGCUCGAAGACACAGACCUGGUCAGGAGCUCAGCAGGUUAUCAUUGAGGUGGGCCAGAAUGCGGAGGCCUCCCAACCUCUCGUCCCACCACGGAUUUGCUCUCUCCCCCCCACUCCCCCCCC
Molecule: messenger RNA, 1184 nt
Organism: Callorhinchus milii (elephant shark)
Lineage: Eukaryota; Metazoa; Chordata; Chondrichthyes; Chimaeriformes; Callorhinchidae
Product: rabphilin 3A like (without C2 domains)
Exons: 10
Coding region: 294-1109 (271 amino acids)
Biological process (GO): intracellular protein transport
Molecular function (GO): small GTPase binding
Source: RefSeq, a predicted model, not a curated record